GGAGUAUCAAACCAAGAUCCGGAAAUACCAGAUAUCGCUACUGCAGAUCUCCCGGAUCAAACAGUUGGCAGUCCUUUCCGUUCCCCUGCUAAAGUCGAACUGAAUCGACCCAAUGAUACUCCAAACAUUGUUUCUCAUGCCAAUAUGCGCAAGUUGGACGAUGAACAAAAUAUCGCAGCUGCCUUGGAAGAAGAUAAUCAAGAUCGUCCUAAAACCGCUCAGGAAAGGGAACAAGCUCGUAGACGUAAAUCUGGUCAUCGAGAUAACGGUCUCAACGUACCUGUCCGUCGUAAAGCUCCUCGAAGACCUCGUUCAAGAGGCUCAUUACCAUCUUUACGUGGACUAUCAAACGAUGGUCAUGCUCUAAGCGCUGCUGGUUCAAUAGGAGGUCGUCUUUCGAUGGACGUCUUACUAGAAUCUGGAACCAACACUUCAACCUCUAUCUCUCUACCCGAUCUCACUUAUGACAUUUCUGCCGAACGAGCUCGUGUUAGAGCUUUCUACGAAACUCAUGGUUAUCUCCCUGCCCCUCGUCAACCACCAGAUGCCAUGCGUAGACGUCUGCGUAUCAUUCGUCGUCUAGGUCUCGACAAGCCCAACCCUGCCGUACAUGCCGCUUUGGAUCGUUUCUCCAGACUCGCCGUCAACAUGUUCAAAACCCGCAUCGCCGUAGUGUCCAUCAUUGCAAAAGACCGACAGAUCUUCCUGUCCCAAGUAGGAUUAGCUGGUAAAACGCCAGAGUUGGAUGUGAGCUUUUGUUGUCAUACCAUCAUGGGGACGGGAGACGAGUGUAUGGUUGUACCCAACGCUGCGGAUGAUUGGAGGUUUGCCAAGAACCCAUUGGUUGAUGAGGGAAAAGGUUUGAUCCAGUUUUACGCAGGUGCACCUUUGAGGAUCGGAACGGGUCCUAAGGCCUCUGUGAUUGGUAGUCUGUGUGUCAUUGAUGACAAGCCUAAGACGGAGGACCAAUUUGGUGAGGCCGAGAGAUUAUUAUUGAAGGAUCUGGCGGAAUGUGUCAUCAGCGAGCUCGAGCUUUUGUUCAGUCAACAAGCUUCUGUCGAAUCUGCCAAACUUCAUCAAAUAUCUGUCGAUUUCCUCCGACGAUCUUUACAAAGUCGUCCAAACGAAAGAGCCGGUCAUUCUGCAAAUUCCAAAACCACCACCACUACAAGUUCAUCCGAUAGUGGUAAACGUCAUGAAGGUGCUGAUAGUCGACAAUCCAAUGAACAACUAGAUAUAUAUGACGAAGCGUGUAGAGAAAUCCGUCAUGCUCUCGACGCUUAUGCUGUAGCAUGUGUGGAUUUAACACAAUUUCAUUUAUUCUUUCCAGCUUAUCAAACCACUUCCACAGGAGGUUCUUCAACCCGACACACUCAAAAUUCUUUCCCGACUGGAUCAGGUGGUAGCAGUUUUAUCGGAGGUAUUGGAACUGAUAGUGUUGGUACAGCAGGUUGGGGUAUGGGUUUAGAAGAAGAAGGUUAUACGAAACCGUUUGAACAAAAAAGAGCAAGACAAACUUAUGCUGUAACGGAUCCGAUGGCACCUGCAGUACUAGGAUACAGUUGCGAUCAUGAUGGUUUCGCAUUCAAUUUUGGUACUUCUCCAGUAGCUCGUAAGAUUAUCGCAGAGUUUAUCGCUAGUAAUGUCAAGACACGCAAAGUGUGGUACAUGCGAGACGACAGCGAAGGUAUCGCGCAAUCCAUCAAUCAUCUUAUGCCUCCCGGUACUGAAACCUCUCUGGCCAUGCCCGUUUUUGGGUUUGAUGGACAAGUUGCUUUUGCCAUCGUGGCUUGUUGGACGGAUCCGUUGUAUUCGUACCCCAGUGGAGCUUUACAAUUCGUGGAGACUAUCGCGGGGAGCUUAUUGGCGUCAGUCAUGAAAGAAAAGCUACAUCACGUCGAACGAGCUCAACUCACAUUCGCCGCCGCCGCUUCACACGAACUCCGUACUCCUUUACAUCAAAUAAACAAUGCUGCUCAUCUACUCCGAUUUGCUUUACAUCCAUCAGCUCCCUCUUCUCCUUCCCUUGCCCCACUCGUCAGUCCCACUUCUCAUUCGACUUUCAAUCAAGGAUCUCAAACUUCCUACGCUCCGUCUCAACCACUACUCAUGUCGAUCGAAGAUCGAAUAGAAGCUCUCGCUCAAUUGGAGAUCAUCGAAGCCAACGGUUUAGCGUUGAGUAGUAUAUUGGAAAACAUCACCGAUACUCUCGACGUCAGUCAUUCCGCAACUCACUCUUCCAGUCAGAAUUCUGGAGGGAUCAACGAUCCGAGUAAAGCUACGGAUUUGAGUGAUGUUAUAGAGCAAAUCACACAGGAAGCAGCGGAAUUUGAAAGUAAAUCACGUAGAGUGACAGGAGCAAAAGGUUUAGAAGAUGUUGAGAUUAUCAUAGAGGUAUUACCUAGGAACAGGGGAAGAUGGUUGUUGACUGCUGAUGCGGGGUUGUUGACCAGGGCUUUGACCAAGAUCAUCCACAACGCUUGCAAGUUUACCGACAAAGGUCAUAUCCACAUCACCGUCCAAGAUAUCUCUCACGAUGUCGUCCUUCCAGCAGGUUACGACAAUUCCAUCCAAAUGUCCGUCGUAUCCAUCGAUGUCAAAGAUACUGGUCGAGGCAUGUCUGCAGAGUUUCUCGAAAACGAAGUCCUCCGUCCGUUCUCCAAAGCCGAUCCUUUCAUGCCUGGUUCCGGUCUCGGUCUCGGCUUGGCUCAUCGGAUGAUUGAGAUCCUCGGUGGAACGUUGGCAAUCAACUCGACAUUGAAGAAAGGUACCUUGGUUCACGUGGAGGCACCGCUCAAGCUCAUCAAUGAUGACAUUGACAGUGGUCAAGAAGAAUUCAGUGGAGAUGAAGGUGACGUGGACGAUGCUCGUUCUCCUUCCCCCGUCCGACAAGAUGGCAUUUAUCUGGCCGGGUUUAGCGAAGCGAAAGAUUCCGGUACUCGUCGAGUGGGCAAAAGUUUAUUCAGACAACUCAAGCUUCGUCUUUGUCGCGUGGUCACCGAACUAAAUUACGCCUCCGUUUUGAUCGUACCCGAGGGACAUUUCACCGCCGAACAAUUGGGCAACAUGUUGAUUUGUUCACGUCCAAAAGCUCAGUUGUUUCUUCUGGGUAAACCUACCGAUACUCCCCAGCCAUUGACAUUGGGUGAGUCACCAAACGAAGCGGUAACCCCCGGUUUGGAACAUCUUCAAUCUGCUGUGAUCACUCGACUUACUCGACCAUUACGACCUAGUAUCAUCAAUCAUAUCACUCGACCACCACCACCUGACCAAGUGCCUCAGUUGAAAGAGACUUAUAUCUCCCCAGUAACAGGUGAUGAAGAAUCUAUUUCAGAUAUCGAAGAUCAUUCACAUCCAUCAUUACGUCCUAUAAUGUUACGUGAAAGAGCUACUGAUCCAUUACCUACUUCUGAUUCACCUACGAUAUCACCAUCUCAAUCUAAAAUUCAACUUUCCAAAACUUCACCUUCACCAUCUCCAAACCCACCUUUGAUAGAUCGAAAACCUUCAGAUCGAUCAAACACUUCAAAACAAUCCGAUCCUUCUAAUCAAUCCAAUCCUUCCGAAUCUUCAGGGUUGUCAAUCAAGGGACUCAGUGUGGUAGGUAACACCAAUAGCGCAUCAAGUGGUACAGAUGAUAUAGAAUUUGGUUUCCCUUAUUCCAUCGAUAAACCGGACUUACAACAACGUCAUACAACUCCAGCAACGAUGAAUAUAGUUGAAGAAGAAGAAACGUUGAGAGUGAUGGUAGUUGAAGAUAAUCCUGUUAAUAGGAGAAUAUUAACUACAAUGUUAAAAAGGACACCUUGUAGAUUUGCGGAAGCUGUUGAUGGUGUUGAUGCCGUUCAACAAUUUUCAACUUUUAGACCUCAUUUGGUUUUGAUGGAUAUUAACAUGCCUAGGAAAGAUGGGUUUCAAGCUGCUAGUGAAAUGAGAGGGAUCGAAAGGAAUAACGGUUGGAAAAGAUGUAAGAUUGUGGCUGUUACGGCUAUGACCAGUGAGGGACAUAGGAGAAAGGGGAUAUUGGAAUGCGGGUGA
Molecule: messenger RNA, 4038 nt
Organism: Tremella mesenterica DSM 1558
Lineage: Eukaryota; Fungi; Basidiomycota; Tremellomycetes; Tremellales; Tremellaceae
Exons: 11
Biological process (GO): phosphorelay signal transduction system; protein autophosphorylation
Molecular function (GO): phosphorelay sensor kinase activity; histidine phosphotransfer kinase activity
Source: RefSeq, a predicted model, not a curated record